This is a messenger RNA of Sclerotinia sclerotiorum 1980 UF-70, 537 nucleotides long. RefSeq lists its product as hypothetical. Lineage: Eukaryota; Fungi; Ascomycota; Leotiomycetes; Helotiales; Sclerotiniaceae. The record is from RefSeq and is a predicted model, not a curated record. Bases 1 to 537 code for a protein of 178 amino acids. The transcript is spliced from 3 exons.
AUGUUCUCCAAAGCUCUCAUUAUCGCCCUUGCUAUGAGGUUAGGCGCGUCUGCAGCUCCAACUUCGGUCGCAGAACCUACUGCUGGAAGCCUUGUCGGACGAUAUGUCCCCUACCAAAGGUUCACAGGCGAUGGAUCUCACUGGUCUAGUAUGAGUGCCUGGACCUCUUUCGAUACCAUGUGGGACAACUCGCAAGCUUUCAUGACUACCUCUUGCACACAAUUUGGUGGUACAGCCAACAACUCCCCUGCCGAGAUUGCUGAUAUCAAAUAUGCCAUCAGCUCUAUCUCUGGUUCUUCGGGCAUUGACCCGCGCUUCAUCCUUGCAAUCAUCAUGCAAGAAUCUGGGGCUUCUAUCAUCGCUGGCAUGAUCAGAGAUGGAAGCACCGGAACCUUGGGACAGCCCGGCGGCGGUGAUGGACUGCAACAAUGCUUGGCCCAGAGCGGUUCUCCAUACUCUGCUCAAGGUGCCUAUGUCGCGGCUAGAAUCUACAAUUCUGGCUCUUAUGCUUGGGGAACGGAUCUUGGAACGCCAUAG